UGCGUUUUGCUGGGCCCACCAAGGUCGGUCUGAGGAGGCAGCGGUCUUCUCCCACACCCCCCGACGAAGGAUCGUUGCUCCGCCCACGGGCGCCAGGAAGCCUCGACGGCCCCUUCCCGCGGGGCGGACACCCGCUCGCCCAGGGGCGCCCCUGGCCCGACGGCCCCCUUGGGGGGGCCCGAGGAGCGGCCGCCUCGCAGGCCGGCCUUUGGGGGGAAGCAGCGCCGCGUGGGCGGAGCCCGCUCGAUCCGCCAGCGGUCGGCAUGUGUCCCUCGGAGCUCUGCGAGCAGUGCGUCGGACGUCCCGUCGAAGCCAGCCGGCGAUGAUUUGUGUCUGUGUGGUGUUUCCCCUCCCGAACACGGCCCGCUCGCGGAGGCCACUGGGAGCGGGACCCGACGGCUCAGACGUGGGCGUUCCAGUCGAUGCCGAAGCGGCCCUCGAUCAUCUCGAGGAGGAACUUGUCCUGGGCCUUCUCGUCCAGGCGCACGGCCGCAAGCAACUGCCGCACCAGUGCCAGCGCCGGCUCGCCCUCGCGCCCCUGCAGCAGCGCGUCGCGGAUCGCCAGCAUGCUCUCGUUGUGCCUC
Messenger RNA from Prorocentrum cordatum, 584 nucleotides. NCBI's taxonomy places the organism in Eukaryota, Dinophyceae, Prorocentrales, Prorocentraceae. The record is from the annotation of a GenBank genome assembly.